AUGGAGGGUUGUUCAGGAGGAGAGGAGAAAAAGCUAUUGGAGGAGGAGAACAAGGUCAAGCGCAAAAUGAAGUCUGCUUCACAGUUGGAGAUUCUGGAAAAAGCAUAUGCUGCCGAGCUUUAUCCAUCUGAGGCGUUGAGGGCUGAGUUAUCUGUGAAGUUGGGGUUGUCUGAUCGUCAGUUACAGAUGUGGUUUUGUCACCGGAGAGUGAAGGAUAGGAAGGCUUCACCAAUGGUUAAUAAGGUUGCGGCAGCGAGUUUGGCUUCAAUGGGAGAGGAGGGUGUUGAGCAAAUAGCAGUUGCUGAUGUUAUGCAUGCACAGCGAGUUGUGGCACAGUAUGGGGUGAUGGGAUUUACUAGGAUGGGAGCUGGAUUGCCUGCAUUGGAAAGCAGUAGUUGCCAUGAAGCUCAUCAGACAUUGCAGGAGCUACGAGCUGUUGCGUUGGUGGAAAGACAGUUGGGAGAGACAUUAAGAGAGGAUGGACCUAUUCUUGGAAUGGAAUUUGAUUCCUUGCCGCCGGGUGCAUUUGGUGCACCAUUAGGGGCAGUUGCAAUGGGGCAAAACAGCCAAUCUGAAUGGCCUGUUGAGGCAAAAGUUUAUGAACAUAUAGAUAAGGGCAUUUCAAGGACUCUCCAUGAAUAUCAAUUUAUUCCAGAGCAGCCAACUGUUAGAAAUGAGAUAUAUGAGAGAGAUACUACAUCUGCUCACUUUAGUUCUCUUGAUGGUGUUCCACAUUCUAGUGGGCCGUCUUUCCUUAAUGGGAAUGAAUCUGCACCUAAGGUGUAUGGAGUCCAAGGUCAGAAGAUACCUGGUCUAAAUCUUUUGUCUGAGUCUCAGCAAAGUAGGCCAAAUCAUCUCAUGCUUUCUGCUUUAGGAGGGAAUGAUGAUGUUCCACGAAACCCAUUUGUGGAUGUAACUCUUGACACUCAAAGGGGGGCUCACCAACUAACUCUGAUUAACACCCCUCUAGUGCUGUCUGAUAGGAGUGUUAUCCAUGAGGAUGAACUUUCAAGGUUUCAAAGGAAGCGAAAGAAUGAAGAGGCUAGAUUGCAACGGGAACUUGAAGUGCAAGAGAAAAGAAUUAGAAAAGAACUUGUAAAACAGGAUAUUCUAAGACAAAAGAGAGAGGAGCAAAUAAAGAAAGAGACGGAGAGACAAGAACGUGAAAGGCAGAAGGAAAAGGAGAGGUACCUUAGAGAACAGAAGCGUGAGCAAGAGCGACAGGAAAAGAUUUUGCAGAAGGAAUCAAUCAGAGCUGAGAAACUGAAACAGAAGGAAGAACUGCAGAGGGUGAAGGAGGCGGCAAGGAUUAAAGCUGCAAGUGAGAGAGCUAUUGCCCGCAGAAUGGUCAAAGAUGCAAUAGACCUUAUUGAAGAUGAACAUCUGGAACUCAUGGAAUUAGCUGCAUCAAAGAAGGGGUUAUCUUCAAUACUGGCUCUUGACUACGAUACUAUGCAAAAUCUUGAAUCAUAUGGAGAUGGGCUUACUUCCUUCCCACCCAAGUCUGUACAGUUGAAAAGAGCUUUUUCAAUUCAACCUUGGGCAGAUUCUGACGAGAAUGUGGGAAAUCUUCUGAUGGUUUGGAAGUUCUUGAUUACCUUUGCUGAUAUUUUUGGAAUAUGGCCAUUUACAUUGGAUGAGCUUAUACAAGCUUUUCAUGAUUAUGACCCUAGGUUGUUAGGUGAGAUCCAUAUUGCUCUUCUGAGAUCCAUUAUGAAAGAUAUUGAAGAUGUUGCAAGAACACCCACUACUGGAUUAGGAGCUAACCAAAAUAGUGUUACGAACUCUGGUGGGGGGCAUCCACAGAUAGUUGAAGGGGCAUAUGCAUGGGGUUUUGAUAUAAGAAAUUGGCAGCGGCAUUUAAAUCCAUUAACAUGGCCAGAGAUUUUGCGACAAUUUGCGUUGUCAGCUGGAUUUGGGCCUCAAUUGAAGAAACAUAAUAUUGAGCCAUUGCAUCCUAGCAACCAUGAGGGUAAUGAUGGUAAAGAUAUAAUUUCUAGUCUACGAAAUGGAGCUGCUGUUGAAAAUGCGAUUGCUAUUAUGCACGGGAAGGGUUUAUCUAAUCCAAGAAGAAAUAGGCAUCGUUUGACGCCUGGAACUGUUAAAUAUGCUGCAUUUCAUGUGCUUUCUUUGGAAGGAAGCAGAGGCCUCAAUAUAUUGGAAGUUGCAGACAAGAUUCAGAAAUCUGGACUCCGUGAUCUUACAACUAGCAAAACACCAGAGGCUUCUAUAUCUUCUGCUUUGUCUAGGGAUGCAGAACUAUUUGAAAAGACAGCUCCUUCAACAUAUUGUGUACGUCCUGCAUACAGAAAGGACCCAGCUGAUUCUGAAGCAAUUUAUUCAGCUGCCAGGGAAAGAAUCAGGAUAUUCAAAAGCGGACUCGUGGGUGCAGAAGAAGCUGAUGAUGGUGAAAGGGAUGAUGAUUGUGAAACUGAUGUGGCAAAAAAUCCUGAGAAUGAUAAAUUAAGAGUUCAAACAAACGUGAAAAAGGAGGUCUCAAGUCAUGAUGAAUUUAAUGCAAACACUAUUGUUAAAUCUAGUGAAAUUGCUGUUUGCAGCAAUGACGUUGCUAAUCCUAUUCUAAAAGGCAUAGAUGUUGAUGAAAGCACUCUUGGUGAACCAUGGGUACAAGGGCUUAUGGAGGGAGAGUACUCAGAUCUUAGCAUAGAGGAGCGUCUUCACGCACUUGUUGCUUUGACUACUGUGGCAAUUGAAGGGAAUUCUAUUCGUGUUGCACUUGAGGAACGUCUAGAAGCCGCAAAUGCUUUAAAGAAGCAGAUGUGGGCUGAGGCACAACUUGAUAAACGCCGUAUUAAAGAGGAUUAUUUUGUUAAAAUUCCACCUUUCUCAAAUUUGGGAAACAAGAGUGAACCAGCUGUUACAUUUCCAUCAGUGGGGGGUAAAGACUGCCCAGUGCAUACUGUUGAAGUUGAAAAUGACAAGGCUUUACUCACUCCCUGUGACCAGCAUGAGCAGAUAAAUUCACUGCAGGAAAAUCAAAAUCUUAUGCAGAAUUUAUUAGAAGCGAACUUGCAGAGGCAAGAUUGUUCCACUGGCCCAGAUAAUUAUUCUCUUCAACAAUCUAUUCACGUUGCUGAAAAAUCAAGGUCGGGUUUUAAAUCAUAUAUUGGUCAAUUAGGGGAACAAACUUUCACGUGUAGAUCAUUGCCUCUUGGUUUGGAUCGAAGACGAAACCGAUACUGGCAAUUCAUUACUUCUGCUUCUCAAAGCGAUCCAGGUUGUGGCAGGAUUUUUGUGGAAUCGCAUGAUGGCUGUUGGAAGCUGAUUGAUUCUGAAGAGGGUUUUGAUGCUCUAUUGGCAUCAUUGGAUGUACGUGGAAUCAGGGAGUCCCACUUGCAUAUGACAUUGCAAAGAAUUGAGAUGUCCUUCAAAGAAUCUGUUAGAAGAAAUGUCCAAAAUGACGCGAAAAUGCAAAAUGGAGACACUGUCGAAAAACUCAAGACAGAAGCAGUUAAAGUGGCCACAGACCAAGAUUGCAGUACUAAUAUUUACUGUCCUACUUCUGUCUGCAUGGAUGAUUUGAACACAUCAGUGGCUUCAACUUCUUUUGCGGUUCAGCUUGGGAGAAAUGAGGCUGAGAACAAAGAUGCUUAUAUGAGAUAUUGGGACUUUGAGAAAUGGAUGCGAAAGGAAUGUCUAAAUAGCUCAGUAUCACGUGCAAUGAAGUUUGGGAAGAAAAGGUGCAACGAACUACUUCUCAUGUGUGAUUUGUGCCAUCAUGUCUAUUUCUGUAGAGGAACACCAUGUCCUUCAUGCCAUAGAACUUUCAGUACUAGUCAUGGAAACUCUAGUUCUUAUGAACAUAUUGCUCGUUCUGAAGACAAAAUGAAGAUCGACCCUCAUUUAUUUCUUGAUUCAUCCUCUUCCCCAUUGAGGAUGAGAUUGCUCAAAAUCCUCUUGUCAGUUGUUGAGGCAUCUCUUCCUCAAGAAGCUCUUCAACCUUUUUGGACAGAGAGGUAUAGGAAGUCCUGGAGUUCAAAGCUGGAAGAUUCAUCAUCAACUGAAGACAUUCUGCAGAUGUUGACUACAUUGGAAUGUGCUACAAAAAGGGAGUAUUUGGCUUCAGAAUAUGAAACUACCAGUGAGCUGUUAGGUUCUGUUUGCUCUUCUGGAUGUCAUCCUAAUGAUAUCAUUCGUGGUGAAAGGAUACCUAUGCUUCCAUGGGUGCCAUGUACAACUGCUGCUGUGACUCUAAGGCUCAUGGAACUUGAUGCAUGCAUCUUUUACACUUCACAACAAAAUCUGGAGUCCGAGAAGGAUAAACAAAUUGGAAUUGCUAUGAAGCUUCCAUCAAAAUCUGCUGCUGCCAAAAUUUCCUACAAUGCUGGUGCAUUUGAAUCUUCAUUUCAGGCUAAGCAUACUGUAGAGAACUGGGGUGCUCUUGGUUCUGGCCUUGGGAGCUACAGUAGAGGACAAAGGACUCAACAAGGCCACAGCCACUCUCAUGGUCAAAGAUCACAAGGAAGAGUUGCUAGUUCAAGAUCCACUUCCAGAAAGAGAAGCACUACGUCUAACAGCAGGAGACUUGGAAAAUUACUUGGAUGGAAAGGGACACCAAACAGACAAGGACACGUUCGUGGUCGGAGGAGCAUCAGAAGCAGGCAGAAACCAGCAGCAGCCAAGAUGAAUGUGAUUAUCAGAAAGGAAGUUAACGAAGAUGAAACAGAAGCGAAUGUUCUAAAUACUAGCAAUUCGGAAAGAUCAGACUAUGAAGGUGAUCUUUAUCGAGCAACAGUAGACAAGUGUGAUUAUCUGGUAGACAAUAAUAAUGAUGGAUCUCAGGGUGGAUUUAAUGGGAAAUCUGAGAACUUAAUAGAACAGAGCCACUAUAAUGUGGAUGAUGAGGAGGAUGUGGAUAUGGAUGACAAUGUCGAUGAUGACAUUGAAGAUGGGCAGGUGGAUCUUAAUAUAAUUGGAAGGGAUUCAAAUAUAGGGUACAACAGAGAAGAAAAUGCAGAAAAAGCCGAGGAUCCAGAUGAUGUUGGUUCUACAUCAUUAGAUUACAGUGAUUAA
This is a messenger RNA of Lathyrus sativus (Indian pea), 5034 nucleotides long. Lineage: Eukaryota; Viridiplantae; Streptophyta; Magnoliopsida; Fabales; Fabaceae. The record is from the annotation of a GenBank genome assembly.